Messenger RNA from Lactuca saligna, 2047 nucleotides. The record is from the annotation of a GenBank genome assembly. NCBI's taxonomy places the organism in Eukaryota, Viridiplantae, Streptophyta, Magnoliopsida, Asterales, Asteraceae.
CUCCAACCUUCUUCUCUUUCCCUCCCCUAUAUUUCUUUCUUUUAUUUCCAUUCCAGUGUCAUCAUGUCAUCUACCCUAGUUGUAGCUUGAUUCAUCCCUCUUUUGGUCAAAACAAUGACUUUUUAGAAAAAAAUUUCCCGCCUAUAUAUAUAUAUAUAUUAUCGUUUUCUUGAAUAUCUAAUCUAUUUCUUGAGGUUUCAAUCAUACCACAUCGGUUUCUUGACGUUCUAGUCCACCCAUAUCAAUUUCCUAAAGUUCUAAUUAAGCGUACGACAUUUCGACUUCUUUUAGUUUUGUUCUUUUCCAUAUUGGUUUCUUGAAGCUAUUGUCCCAACAAUAUCAGUUUCUUAAUGUUUGGUUCAUGUCCACAUGAUCCAAUUCUUGAAGUUCUAAUCAUGCCCAUCUCGAUUUCUUGAGGUUUAAUACCUAUCCAAAUUGGUUUCUUGAAGCCGGAACUUUUUUGAAGUUCUAAUCAUACGUAUAUCUUGUUCUUGGACUCUUGGUCCAACCCCACGUUAGCUUCUUUAAUUUGGAUUGAAAAAGUUCUAAUCAUGCAUGCCCACAGUUUCUUGAAGUGUUGAUCAUAAGUACAUUGGGUUACAAGCUAAUUGUUUAUUCUCAUGGAUAUAAUCAAGAAAACUUGUUCUAUAAGUUUCUUGAAAGCAAAGAUUCAUGGGUUUAGGUUAGUUUGAAGGUAUAUUAAAGCUUAAAGUUAUCUUUUCUCACAAUGAAUACGCGGUACUUGUUUACACCGGAAUCAUUAUGCAACUCUGCGGUGACAGUUACAUUUUCAUUGAUUCCAUCAACGGGACCCGGGGAAGAGAGGAUGACAGAAAAUAUGGGCCCACGAAGCAGGACCUCGACUCGGGCUCCUUCUGCCAUCCCUUCUUCUUUCUUGGUAAGAAUGGCAAUUAGGAUAUCAAGGGCAAGGUGGUAUAGUUUUGCAAGAAGGGUGUUUCAUUACCAAAACGGGUCAAGAUCAGAUGAUAUUGGGUCGAACCCGUUUAAUUCGGCUUCUUGGAUGUAUAUGGAAUUGAUGGGUUUGGUUUUCCAAAUUGUGGUUAUAGCGUAUACUCUUUCGGUUUCCAAAGAAGAGAAGCCGGUUUGGCCCAUGAGAACAUGGGUUACCGGGUAUGGAAUCGGUUGUGUGCUUAAUUUGGGUCUAUUAUUUUGGCGAUAUUGGCUUUUUUGCUUGAACCAAAUUGGAGCAGAACUUCCUAGUAACAUUGAAGAAUCUAGGAACUUGCAAAUGAUGAACAAAUCUCGAACAUUUAUGGAACUCUUCUUUGCAAUAUGGUUUGUGAUGGGGAACGUUUGGGUUUUCGAUGCUCGAUUUGGGACCUUUAGGAAAGCUCCUAAACUGGAUGUGCUUUGUAUCUCACUACUAGCUUGGAACGCCAUUACCUAUUCAUUCCCUUUUAUAUUAUUCUUGUUUCUAUGUUGUUUUGUGCCAAUUAUUAGCAACCUACUUGGAUACAACAUGAAUGCCGGAUCAAUCAAUCGUGGUGCAUCUGAAGAACAAAUAUUGAAGUUGCCUAGUUGGAAAUACAAACAUAUUAUAGAACCCGAUUUGGAACAAGGGAAAUUAAUUGUGGAUAGCUCAACCACUGAAUGUUGUAUAUGUUUAGCAAAAUACAAGGAAAAUGAAGAAAUGAGACAAUUGGGAUGCUCACAUAACUUUCAUAUGAAAUGUGUGGAUCAAUGGCUCAAAAUAGUAUCAUGUUGUCCCCUUUGCAAAAAAGAAUUAGAAAGAUGACAUGGGCAUGGACACCAACAUGUCAUGACAUUUAAAGAACAACAUAUACACAAACACAUGUACACUUAUUUUGUUUUUGCUUUGAUUUUUAAAAAGAAAAAACUUUGUAUUUGUAAAAAUACGUAUAAGUUUGGUUACUAGAGUGAGGAAAGUGGAUAUAGAUUGUGUUCACUAGUAAUCAUUACGUUUGUAACUAUUAGGUUUAGUUUUAAUUGUACUUGUUAUUUUAUGUAUGUUUUUGAGUAAACACAUGGCUUCUUGAAUCAUUUUAAUGUACAACCUUUAUAUGAA